AUAAGCUAACGAUUGAACAAAAAUUGCAGUGGAUGCAGACCUUGAUGAACCCAUAAAGAGCGUGCCGGCCAUGGAAGGCUUUCUCCGGCGUCGAGACCUCCCAAGCAUCUGUCGACAAGCAACAAAAGCCGAAGAUGAAAUGCUUCACUUAUUUGCAAACAUCUCCACCAGCGCUACACAAUCGAAAGGACUAAUCCUCAACACGUCAAACUCCCUCGAAGCUCCCAUCAUUUCUCAAAUCCGCUCUCUCUUCCCCACCACCUAUGCCGUCGGCCCCCUCCACGCCCUCGUCGAAUCGAUCACCUCGUCCUCUGUCUCUGCCAGUCUCUUGUCCGAGGACCGCUCUGCCCUCAUCUGGUUGGAUGCCCAGCCCGACCACUCCGUUGUCUAUGUGAGCUUCGGCAGCCUAGUCCAGCUGACGCAGGAAGAGUUUCUGGAGUUCUGGCACGGGUUCGUCAACAGCGGCCACCGCUUCUUGUGGGUGGUGAGGCCUGACUUGGUAGCCGGUGGAACGUCGGCGGCCGAGAUGGUGGAGUCGGAGGAGAGAGUGAGAUUGGUGGCGUGGGCGCCACAGGAGGAGGUGCUGCGGCACCGUGCGGUGGGGUGCUUCAUUACUCACAGCGGGUGGAAUUCGACGGUGGAGAGUGCGGCCGCAGGGGUGCCUAUGGUGUGUUGGCCGCGGGCGUGGGAUCAGUUGGUUAAUAGUAGGUUAGUUGGGGAGGUGUGGAAGGUGGGUUUGGAUAUGAAGGAUGUGUGUAGGAGGGAGAUAGUGGAGAGUAUGGUGAGGGCGGUGAUGGAGGGGAAGAAGGCGGAGGAGUUCCGGCGAGUGGCUGCGGAAAUGGCGGCCGAGAUUGGGAGGAGCGUGGGAGAAGGCGGGGAUUCUAUGUUUGACUUUGACAGGUUGGUAAGGGACAUUUUGUCAUUAAGCAUGUGCGCAUCUAUUGACGCAGCCACCGCAUCGUAGUUGUUCUAAAUAAUUUAGGCGUGUAAAUUAGCUGAUCUUGAGCUGUUGAGCUUGUUGGCUAUUAGACUAUUAGUUGUAUUAGAAAUUAAUGCACGUGGAUAAAAUUUUCAAAAUAUAAAAUAAUAUUAUAAAA
Molecule: messenger RNA, 1097 nt
Organism: Dendrobium catenatum
Lineage: Eukaryota; Viridiplantae; Streptophyta; Magnoliopsida; Asparagales; Orchidaceae
Product: 7-deoxyloganetic acid glucosyltransferase-like
Exons: 1
Coding region: 71-964 (297 amino acids)
Molecular function (GO): UDP-glycosyltransferase activity
Source: RefSeq, a predicted model, not a curated record